UACACCAACAAGGUACAACAACCAAAACACACGACGAGUUACACGACAAGGCAAGACAUGAGAGUCCCUUGACUGACCGAUUCUUCUCGUUGCACAGUGAGUCCCACAAGACAAUAUAAAAAGGUAAGGAAAUCUACAGCCAUAGAUCUCUCUCCAAUCCUCAUCAUCAAAUUUAUUCGUCACCAACGCUUUCACAUCACGGCGACUGACACAACUGUCACAGAAAAAACAACUGCAACUAAGUCAACCAAAACCAAACCAACUUAAUCUCCUCCUUUAUUUAUUAGUAUUAGACUCUUUCUCCAAACCAAACCAAACCAAACCAAUUCUAUCCCCAAAAAUGGUGAGCACCACCAGCAUCAACAACAAUGGUGGUGGAAGCAAAACUACGGGGUUUGGUUAUGGUGCGGCAAAGACAUCUGUGUGGUGGGACAUAGAAAAUUGCAGGGUUCCAAAAGAAGGGUACAACCCAAACGCCAUAGCUCAGAACAUAAGUUCUGCGUUGAUGAAGAUGGGUUAUUGUGGACCCAUCUCUAUUGCUGCCUAUGGUGACACCAAUGCUAUCCCUGAUCCUGUCCAGCAUGCUCUUUCCAGCACUGGCAUCUCCCUCUACCAUGUCCCCGCUGGGGUCAAAGAUGCAAGUGACAAGAGGAUUUUGGUGGACAUGUUGUUUUGGGCAGUGGACAAUCCUGCACCGGCUAAUUACCUCUUGAUUUCUGGUGACCAGGAUUUCUCUAAUGCUCUGCAUCAGUUGAGCAUGAGGAGGUACAACAUUCUUCUAGCACAGCCUCAGCAGGCUUCUGCACCUCUUCUUUCUGCUGCUAAGAGCAUCUGGCUUUAUACCAGUCUUUUAGCUGGAGGGCCACCAAUAAUGAACGGUGAAUUGCAACAGCUUGUUAAUAAUAAUAGCUAUUCAUCAAGUUCCAACACAUUACAGAUGCCAGUUUCUAAUGCCAUUGGUAUAACGCAACCUAUGAAAACCUAUCAGGGUAAUCCCCAUAUUGGAAAUCAUACUAUGGCAUAUAUAGGAAAGGGGGUGGACAGUAGAUAUCAAGGAAAAUCAACUUCAAGAAACUUCAGUCAAGCUAAUGGAUCAAAAACUUUGAGUUCACCAGUAGAACAUUACAGCAAUGUAAACUCUCAUCAACCUGGUAAUUUUUCUUAUAUUCCAAAUGUUCCUCCAAGUGGACCUGCCCAAAAUUUUGUUCAUGGCAAUCCUGGUCCUUCAUGGAGCAAUAGCAGUAACCACCAAAAAAAUCACCAAUAUAAUUAUUCAGAGUCAUUACGGCCAAACAACUUUGCCACUCAACCUGCAUUUUCACCUCGUAGUAUGCAUCUACCUCCACUUAAUACUAACACUUUUGUUCCUCCCUUAACCCCUCUGAGGCUUAAUGGAUCCAACUUUACCUCAAGACCACCUACAAAGGUGCCUGAUAUUAAUUUCUUGAACAUCUCUGGAUAUUCCAACAGUGUUCACAACCCUCCUACUGUCCAGCAAAGAAAUCAAGAGCCUAGACAUAUUUCUAUUACUAAGUCUACAAAUCAUGCAUGCUUAAGCGAAUCACAAAAUGGAUAUAUGGUGCAGAAGAAGCUGUCAGUUUACCCUAACAUGCUGAAUAAUGGAUAUCCUCGUGACCCAGAGUAUCCAUCCUUGUCUUCAGCAGAAAUGGGUGGCACUAGUACCUGUAUAUUGGAGACUCCUGGAUUCCCAAAGCCUUCUGGGUAUGUCCAAGGCCUACUAGGGGUAAUCUUGCUUGCAUUGGACACCCUAAAAAAUGAAAAGAUAAUGCCUACUGAAGCAAAUAUAAUUGAUUGCAUUCAAUAUGGAGACCCCAAGCAUCGGAAUAUUGACAUUAAAAAUGCUCUGGAGAGUGCUAUUGAGCAGCAGAUGGUAGUGAAGCACAUUGCCGGUGAUGUGCAGUUGUAUGUUCCUAAGAACGAGAAACUUUGGCAUUGUGUGAACCCUAUAGAUGGUAAUCCUAAUCGAUACUCAAAAGUUACAUGGGAUGAAACUGAAAAUUUUCUAACAUCCCCUGCCGGACGAUCUGCAAUAAUCGCUUCUCAGUGCAAGUAUGAAGCAGCUAGUAUUUUAAGGAAUAUGUGCCUGAAAGAGCUUGCCUUGGGUGACAUACUUCAAAUUUUAAAUAUGGCUUUGAAGACGAAGACGACAAUAGCUCGGCGAAGAUCUAGUGCAGCACGGACUGAGUCCGAUCGGCGAGUUUGGGUGGCGAGUGAGUUGGGAACGACGAUCAGCCUCUCCGAUCCAACAAUCCGUUUGGAAACGAAGACGGUGACAGAGAAUUGAUCGGACAUGGAGGGCGAGUGGGUCAAAGUUGUUGUGAUUGUGUUGUUGUUGUGGAAGAUCGGUGAAUCAGUGGCCGGAUUUUGUUGAAGGGUGGUUGGUUGGGUGUGGGUGUGGACAGAGAAGACAAGGUGAUGAGUUUGUGUUAGAGAGGAGAGGGAAUGAAAUAAUAAAAAAUGU
This is a messenger RNA of Quercus lobata, 2482 nucleotides long. RefSeq lists its product as uncharacterized. The transcript is spliced from 4 exons. Gene Ontology annotation, cellular component: peroxisome. Gene Ontology annotation, biological process: regulation of gene expression. Gene Ontology annotation, molecular function: RNA nuclease activity. Lineage: Eukaryota; Viridiplantae; Streptophyta; Magnoliopsida; Fagales; Fagaceae. The record is from RefSeq and is a predicted model, not a curated record. Bases 341 to 2305 code for a protein of 654 amino acids.